GUUAUGCGGAGAUCGACAACAUUAGUAAAAUAAUAACGACGAUGUUAACAUCCGAAUGAGAUAAAAGCCAAGACUGAUGCGUGACGAGUGACGCACAGCAUGCCAUGCCAGACUAUGUAAGGAAGAUAGAAACGAAUUGGAAGAGAAGGAGUGCUAAAGAGAGAUAUAAUUCGCGUUGCGUUGCGUUAUGUUCGUCAGUGAAUAGAUGAACGCGCAGCUCAGAACCGGAUUUGGAUUUGACCUAGGGGCUUAGAUAGCAACGACGAAGAGCGCGUAGAAAUGUGUUUAGUAUUUGGUUUCCCUAGUAGAGUCAAAGAGACAAAAGAACAAAACCCGAAAGGUAAAGGACAGUGUCCACGCUGCCACAAUAUUUCAGUCACGUAUGGUAAGGAGAGGUACUGGUUUGAGUUCUUCUUCAUUAGACUGAUCCCACUCUGUGGUUCAAAUAUAUCUGGCAAGGCAAGAGAAAGUGAAGACAGAAGACAGAAGACCCAUAAGCAAUAAUAACCACAUUCAUUCUACAAUUUCUAUCACAAUUAUCAAUAUUUCUACUAUCUUUUGUACUCUAAU
Messenger RNA from Wallemia mellicola CBS 633.66, 570 nucleotides. RefSeq lists its product as hypothetical. The record is from RefSeq and is a predicted model, not a curated record. NCBI's taxonomy places the organism in Eukaryota, Fungi, Basidiomycota, Wallemiomycetes, Wallemiales, Wallemiaceae. The transcript has 4 exons. Bases 280 to 504 code for a protein of 74 amino acids.